Molecule: messenger RNA, 3099 nt
Organism: Myzus persicae (green peach aphid)
Lineage: Eukaryota; Metazoa; Arthropoda; Insecta; Hemiptera; Aphididae
Product: ras-specific guanine nucleotide-releasing factor RalGPS1-like
Exons: 14
Coding region: 763-2610 (615 amino acids)
Biological process (GO): Ras protein signal transduction; positive regulation of GTPase activity
Cellular component (GO): plasma membrane
Molecular function (GO): guanyl-nucleotide exchange factor activity
Source: RefSeq, a predicted model, not a curated record
GUAGGUAACCGCGCUUGUGUGUGUGGUGUGUCGGACUGUGCAGUCGGCCGUCGUGCGCGCUCGGAACUUAUUUGUUAUUAUCAUCUCCGUCGUGUUUAUCAUAAUAAUAAUAAUAAUAAUUAUAAUACAAUUAAAAUAUAAUAUUAUUAUAACAUUACAAUAAUAUCGUUAGUAUAAUAGUAUACACAAGUACAUGACAACUGCUAGUGACGUCGGGUUACUCCAGUUUCCAGUACGCUUACAAACGGCCUACACUGACCUGCGGCUGGCCACUACAGGUAGAUAGUGCGACCGAGUGAGGAGCCGUUUUGUUAUUUGGUUUACGUUCGAUUUUUUUCUCCUCCAACCGGCGUUGGAGAGGCAAAUUCUUCGGAUACGCGUCUGUUCGGUGCUCGUUUCACGGUUUUCGGUAGGUAGUUCACGAAAUCAAAACUCCGCGACGCCUCGGCACAAGACCUCAUGACGUUAUUAUAUUACCUUCCUCAGGUUCGCAUAUCGUCAUCUUUCGAUUUUUCUCAGUGAGAAAAACGUCCGCCUGACCGGCAGCCGACCAUAACGACGAUAUUUAACUGCUGAAACGGACCAAUUAAAAACGAGGGCAGCAGCAGAACACCUGUCGUUGCAGAGUUUUCCUUUUGUCCACAACUUCGUUUGACGCAGUGCCCCCAACUACCCCCGUUCGAUCGCAAAACACUAACCCCGCCGCUCAGGGAUUUUGAUUUCAAUAUUUUCCACUGUUUGUAUAAUGAAUAUCAGUUAUCUAUGGCAAAGAUGAGGUAUGCAGAUAAUAUGCCCAGAGAUGUAUCUAUUGAUAAUUUCCCUUCGCUCAACGUGUCUGAGAAAGUGAAGUCAAAGGCUUAUGAUGAUGAUGAUAAAUUAGAACACUUAGUUUCCAACACAGAGUAUAGAAAAUUAACCACCUACAACUCUUUGAAAAAACAUCCAUCAAAUCUAUCAACUCCGUCGUGUGAACAAAGGCAUAGAAGACGUCUUUCAGAAACAUUAACAUGUGGUUUAGCAAGACAAUGUAAAACUCACAGUCUUCCUUGUAAUAUGACAUUAAAACAUCCUUAUAGUGUUUCGUCAGUCGAUGCAAAAGAUGUUGAUAAGACUAAGGGUGUUUUGUCUCCUGGUAUACUCCCGGAAGAUUGGGCUGCCCAACUCACAUUAUUAGAUUUAAAUAUAUUUAGUCAAAUAUCUCCAGAAGAGUUGUCUUCGUGUUCUUGGAACAAGAAACAAAAAUUAGAAGUUGCACCAAAUGUAGUAGCAUUUACUAGGCAAUUCAAUCAUGUAUCAUUUUGGGUUGUUCAAGAAAUAUUGAAAGGCACCACUCCAAAACUGCGUGCUGAUCUGAUCACUCAAUUUAUAAAGAUCUCCAAAAAAUUGUAUGACCUUAAUAAUUUCCAUUCAUUAUUUGCUGUUAUUUCCUCCCUUCAAAGUGCUUCAGUUUAUAGAUUAUCCAAAUCAUGGAACAAUGUGUCGAAGAAAGAUCGGCAAUCAUUUGAUAAACUAGCUAAUGUUUUCUCAGAAUGCAAUAAUUGGAGGAAUCUUCGGGAUCACCUAGAAACCUUACGUUUACCAUGCAUACCUUAUUUAGGUGUAUUUUUGACGGAUUUGGUAUAUGUUGAUAUGGCACAUCCUCAUAAAAGUAGUGGCUUAUUAGAAUCUGAAGCAAGACGUCUGAAAAUGAAUAACAUUUUAAGAGUAAUAUCACAUAUGCAGCAGAGCCGUUAUGAUCAUUUGAUACGGUUUUCUAGAAUAAAUGAUUAUUUGAACUCUAUUAGAUAUAUUGAAGAACUACAUAAGUUUGUUCAAGACGACCAAUAUAAAUUAUCAUUAAAGUUAGAACCUUUAUCCUGCCAAACAGAAAACUCUAGAGGUUCCAAAGAAUCUGUCAAUCAAGUGUUGUUAGAUUCAUUGAGUUUAUCACCAGCAAAAUCAACAGAUUUAAUGCGAAUAAGAAAAUUUUCUUUAUGCAAACAACAACAACAACAGAAAACAAAUUGUUCAAAAUAUCGCAGUGCAAGUCUACCACGUAGUUUUCUUAAAAAACCUGUGAAUCAAUCUGCCGUGUGUAAUAAUAAUAGUUUGAUCCAUAAGUCUGAUGAAGGCAUAUUGUCAACUGUAAACUCAAGGAAUUUACUAGAUGACUCGCUCAUAGAAGAGAAUACAUUAGAUCUGUCUAAUUUGAAUCUAUCACCCUCUCAAACAUUGAAAGGAGCCCAUAAAAUAAGUUUAGAAAGUUGUUUAAGGCGUAAAGUGGUUUUGAAAAAUGGACGAAAACCAGCUGUAACAACAUGGCAACGUUAUUGGAUACAGCUAUGGGCAUCGGUUUUAAUUUAUUACUCACCCAAGUCUUUUAAAGGUUGUAAUAGAAAUGACUUUAAACGAGAACCUUGCAAACUUUGUCCGUUAAAAGGAUGUACUAUUAGUCUUGGUGAUAAUCCAGAUACGUUCUUAAUCAAGCAUCCUGAUCAAAGAAAUACAUAUAAGUUUCGAGCCGAGAGUGACAAUACAGCUUUACAAUGGUACAGACGAUUGUACCAUGCAGCACAGUCAGUACACCAACCUGACACUAAAUUACCAGAUAACCUUAUAAGUUUCGACUGAUUAGUUUUAACAUUUCAUUUUACUUUGAUUUGCUGUUGGUUCUUGUGAAACAAUAAUUAUUAUCUUUAAUUUAAUAAUAUAAUAGUGUAUAAUAUGACUUAUAAUAUAUUUCAGUUAUGAAUAUUUAUAACUCUAUUGUAUUAUAAACUUAUUAAUUAUUAUUUGCGCAUGAGCCUCUUUUACUUGUUCUCCCAGUAGAUUAUAAACAGUUGUUGUGUUUAGUGGACACUAAUCAUGAAAAUUUAAAAAACAUAUCAUUGCAUCUUAAAAUUAUUAAGUUUGCCAUGACUAAUGUUACUAAUUUUAUUGAUUGUUUGAAAGUAUUUUAUUUUUUACACUACCUGUUGCUUAUAGAAUUAUAUGUAUUUAUAGUUAUGGUUAAUCUAUCUACAAACGCUUAAAUUAAAUUCUGAAAAUGCAUAUAUAAAUAGUCCCUAAAAUAAAAUUAAAAUGGCCAAUGCCUAAGUUCCUUAUACUAAAAUAUCUAUA